CUCAAAAGCCUCGACCAAAUGCCAGCUAGUUAAAACUUAAAAUACUGACAUUCAAAUAUAUGAAUUUAAUAAGAAGAAGAAAUUUUUCCGAAUUUAGUUUUUGAUUAAGUUAUAUCAUACGUAUCUAACAAAAAUGUCUCAAAUAAAAUUAUUUCUUAACAAACAGAACCUUUUGCGUCCAGCUACCAGGUUUAUGUCGGAUUGGGUACCUAAGGAAACAGUAACUCAUACUGGGCAGAAAUGGAGCUCAGAUGAUUAUAGAUUAUCCAGAUUUAUAGAUAGACCUAAACACGUUAACAAAAAUUUUGCAAUCAAUCUCAUUGCUGAAGUUCCCCCAAAACCCUGUAAAGAGCGUGUAGUUUGGUGUGAUGGUGGCAGUGGACCUACUGGACACCCAAAAGUAUAUAUUAAUUUGGACAAGCCUGGAAAUCAUAGUUGUGGUUAUUGUGGAUUAAGAUUUUAUAAGGAAGAUCAUCACUAAAUGCUUGUAUAUAGUUAGAAAUAAAUUUAAAUGACUAAUAUAUCCUAAAAUACAA
Diorhabda carinulata is the source of this 536-nucleotide messenger RNA. RefSeq names its product NADH dehydrogenase [ubiquinone] iron-sulfur protein 6, mitochondrial (gene ND-13A). The coding region runs from base 134 to 481 and encodes 115 amino acids. Gene Ontology annotation, biological process: mitochondrial electron transport, NADH to ubiquinone. The transcript has 3 exons. The record is from RefSeq and is a predicted model, not a curated record. NCBI's taxonomy places the organism in Eukaryota, Metazoa, Arthropoda, Insecta, Coleoptera, Chrysomelidae.